UGAGCACUAUAUCCAGAACUGGCCUAAUCUGAUGACAGUUUGUGAACAAAAUCAUGAAAAAAUAGAUGGAACUGUCACAGCCAAAGUUCUCAACAUUGGGCUUAAGAGAAGUGUUGAACACGUGCUGAGUAUCCUGAAGCCUAUUUCUGCAGCCUUGAACAAAAUACAGGGAAAUAGCUGUUUUAUUGCUGACGCUGUUGAAAUUUGGAGGGAACUGAGUGAGAUCUUAAAAAGAGAAAUAUGCAAUGACAGAGUUAAAUUACAAGCUGAACCUCCACAAACAAAAGCAAAGGGCCCACUUGGUCUGCGAUGGCCUGCUGCUUCGUUACAUUCUACAAUAAAAAUUAUACAAGCUGAAACUAACAUAUAAGGUUUCAGCCCAGGAACCCCUUUGAAAACUGUCACCAAACUGAAGGAAGAAGUAGGGAGAUUUCUCUGGCGCUGAUGGAUUUUAAUCACCCUUGACAAAAAUGCUUAUUCCUGAAUCCUAGGCCUCAUAAAUAUACACUUUUUUGCCUUUGUAAUUUUUCAUAUUGUGCUAUUACAUAUUUUCAAACAAAUUUCUGGGGGUGGUUAGGAUGAGACAUCUUGGGACCCACCUCCAAGGUUCUCUCCCCCCACACCCCCAUUUCAAAUGGCACUUGAUAGAAUGAUACUUAUUGAAUACUGUGCUGCAUUGUCAAUGUGCUGGGGAUAUAUUUCAGGAAUAAUACACUUCUAGCAAAGGGAAUAAUAUAAAUUUAGGAAAGGGUCAAUAUAAAUUUAUUCACCAAGUGGCCAAACACAGUUUUCUUAAAUUCUGGCGGGCUAUUAGUUAAGUGACGAGUAGAAUCCUUUUCAAUAUGUAUGGUAGGCCUGGUCCUGUGAAUUGAAGUAAAAAGGAGCUGUUGGCACCACUUCCAGGAAUGGGUUUCUUAUGAUUGACUUGAAGGUCAGAGUCAUAUCCUAAUUUAAUUAAUCUGCAUUUUCUUGGAGAAAAUAGUUUACUUGGAUGCUCUAUUUUGAAACUAGAAUUAAUAAGAAUUGCUUCAGUUGUUGUAAGCUGUGAACUGAUUGGUUAGAUAUCCUAGCAAAAGAGAAAAUUUGCAUCUUAAAGAACUAUGGUCUCAUUGAAAUUCUUCUCAUGUAUAAUUACAGAAAACUGAAUAAAAAAGAAAAGUUUUAACAGUAAGCAACUGGCAGGCACUGAGACAUUUCAAGCAUGUUAAAAUCAGAGAGAAAUGGAGCUUUAGUCUCCUCCUCCUGCAUUACGUCUUUAUUUGAACAAGUAUCCUGUUACUGUUAGUUUCUUAAAUGGUCUCCGUAGCUUAUUUAUGCCUGAUCCAGACAAAUUUUUAGCAUAUUUGUUGUGGAGAGCUUGUCAGAAUGGCUGGCAGUGAAGAGACCCUUAAGAAAAAAUUGCAAGAUGAAAAUGAAGUUUCAGAAAGCCACAAAACCAGAACACUGACAGAUAAACAGAACAUCUCAAAAGAAUCACUGACUUAUUCUGAGAAGAUCCAAGAAAAAGGCAAAGAACUCCCAGAGCCUUUAUGGACUACAUUUGCUGAUAGUGUGGUCAAGCUCAGGAUAGAUCAAUCAUGUUCACAAACUCCAAUAACAGUUCAUCAGAUGUUCAAAGAGACUGUGGAUAAAUAUGGGCCUCUCAAUGCUAUGGCCAGCAAAAAGAAUGGAAAAUGGGAAAAAAUCACAUUUGCGGAGUAUUACAAUCUUUCCUGGAAAGCAGCCAAAAGCUUUUUGAAGCUUGGUCUUGAACGAUUCCACAGCGUAGCAAUACUUGGAUUUAACUCUCCAGAAUGGUUCGUUUCAGCUGUUGGUGCUAUUUUUGCUGGAGGAAUUGUCACAGGCAUCUAUACAACGAACUCUCCCGAGGCCUGCCACUACAUUGCUUAUGACUGCAAAGCCGAUAUCAUUGUGGUAGAAAAUCAAAAACAAUUGGACAAGAUAAUGCAGAUCUGGAGUCGUCUACCGUGCUUGAAAGCAGUUGUGCUAUACAAUGACUCUUUGCCAGAGAGACAUCCCAAUUUAUAUACGAUGGAAGAAUUUAUGGAGUUGGGAAAUGAGAUACCAGAUGCUACACUCAAUGACAUUAUUAGCUCUCAAAAGCCAAAUCAAAGUUGUGUGCUAGUGUACACUUCUGGAACAACAGGGGAGCCAAAAGGAGCCAUGCUGAGUCAUGACAAUAUAACCUGGACAGCAGCACAUGCCAGCAGAGCAGGGGAUAUGCAACCAGCAGAAAUCCAACAGGAGAUUAUAGUCAGUUACCUCCCGCUCAGCCACAUAGCUGCUCAGAUAUAUGACCUCUGGACUGGAAUCAAGUGGGGAGAGCAAAUUUACUUUGCUGAGCCAGAUGCUUUAAAGGGCAGCUUGGUCAAUACACUGAAAGAAGCACAGCCAACAUCUCAUAUGGGAGUUCCACGAGUAUGGGAGAAAAUCAUGGAGAAAUUAAAGGACACGUCUGCUCAGUCAGGAUUUAUGAAAAAGAAAGUGUUAUCAUGGGCCAUGUCCAUUAGCUUAGAGAGGAACCUAAGUUGCUCAGGAAGCAGUGACUUGAAGCCCUUUCGAACAAGAUUAGCAGACUACUUAGUACUUGCAAAAAUCCGCAGUGCUCUGGGAUUUUCCCACUGUCAGAAGCAUUUCUCUGGUGCUGCUCCUCUCACUACAGAAACUCUGGAUUUCUUCUUGAGUCUGAACAUCCCCUUGUACCAGGCGUAUGGGAUGAGCGAGACCACAGGCCCGCACUGCAUGUCUGGGCCAUAUGUUUACAGACGUCGCAGCUGUGGCAAAGCAGUGCCUGGCUGCAAAGUGAAACUGGUGAAUGAGGAUGCAGACGGCAAUGGAGAAAUUUGUUUCUGGGGAAGAACUGUUUUCAUGGGUUAUUUAAAUAUGGAGGAUAAAACAAAAGAAGUCAUUGAUGAUGAUGGGUGGUUGCAUUCUGGAGACGUAGGAAGACUAGACAAGGACGGCUUCCUCUAUGUUACUGGAAGAAUUAAAGAGUUAAUUAUUACAGCUGGAGGUGAAAAUGUGCCUCCGAUCCCAAUUGAAGAUGAGGUCAAAAAGGAAUUGCCCAUUGUUAGCAAUGCUAUGUUGAUUGGAGAUCAAAAGAAGUUCUUAUCAAUGUUGCUGACCUUAAAGAGUACUCUGGACCCAGAAACAUCCGAUCCUACUGACAAUCUGAGUGAGCAAGCCAGAGAAUUCUGCCAGAAAAUUGGCAGCAAAGCCACUAAAGUGUCAGAGAUUGUGGCAACAAGAGAUCAGGCUGUUUACCAGGCCAUUCAAGAAGGAAUCGAUAGAGUCAACAUGAAGUCCACAGCCAGUGUUCAGCAUAUUCAGAAAUGGACAGUCCUGGAAAGAGAUUUCUCCAUUUCUGGUGGAGAAUUUGGUCCUACGAUGAAAUUAAAACGACCUGCUGUGCUUGAAAAAUACAAAGAUGAAAUUAAUUCAUUUUACAAAGAAUAAAAUUAGUCUUCGUGCCAAGUAUUGUCUGCAAGUUUCCCAAGAAGCAAAACAAAUUCACCAACUCUGUGUUACAGGAAACAGCUCCCAACAAAUGCAUUUGAGGAUUUACUUUUCUAGGCAAGCACACCUAUCAUUUGUUUUGCACCCUAUGCAACAGGCAUUAGAAGAGAAACAUCCAUAUAAAGUUCUAGUUGUAAUUCUGCCUGCAAAGUAAUAAAAUUUCUUGCUACAGAUAAGUAUUCCUACUGCCCUGUCAUUGUGAAUAUUUUACUUUUGGUCUUAAAUGAGUUAAACUUAA
Messenger RNA from Chrysemys picta bellii (western painted turtle), 3754 nucleotides. NCBI's taxonomy places the organism in Eukaryota, Metazoa, Chordata, Testudines, Emydidae. The record is from RefSeq and is a predicted model, not a curated record.